Molecule: messenger RNA, 957 nt
Organism: Striga hermonthica
Lineage: Eukaryota; Viridiplantae; Streptophyta; Magnoliopsida; Lamiales; Orobanchaceae
Source: the annotation of a GenBank genome assembly
AUGGCGCAUCGGAGAUCGAAAUUGUUGCUGUUUUUCUGCUUCGCCUCGUAUUACCUGAUCGCCAUUGCAGCGAAGAGUUACUAUGAUAUCCUGCAAGUGCCGAAAGGAGCCUCUGAUGAGCAGAUUAAACGUGCCUAUCGGAAGCUUGCUUUGAAGUUUCAUCCGGAUAAGAAUCCAGGAAAUGAGGAAGCGAAUAAGAAAUUCGCGGAGAUUAAUAAUGCCUAUGAAGUUUUGUCGGAUGGUGAAAAGAGAGGCAUAUAUGAUAGAUACGGUGAAGAAGGUCUUAAACAGCAUGCUGCUAGUGGAGGCAGAGGAGGGGGUGGAAUGAAUAUUCAAGAUAUUUUCAGCUCAUUUUUUGGUGGAAGUUCAAUGGAAGAGGAAGAGAAGGUUGUGAAAGGUGAUGAUGUGAUUGUUGAUUUGGAUGCCACACUUGAAGACCUGUAUUUGGGGGGAACUCUGAAGGUCUGGAGGGUGAAAAAUGUAAUUAAACCAGCUCCAGGUAAGAGACGUUGCAAUUGUAGAAAUGAGGUUUAUCACAGGCAAAUUGGUCCGGGAAUGUUUCAGCAGAUGACGGAGGAGGUUUGUGAUCAGUGCCCUAAUGUGAAGUAUGAAAGGGAGGGUGAUUUUGUCACUGUGGAUAUUGAAAAAGGAAUGCAGGAUGGACAAGGAAUAGUAUUUUAUGAAGAAGGUGAGCCAAAGAUUGAUGGUGAGCCUGGAGAUCUUAAGUUCCGCAUACGCACGGCACCCCAUGACCGCUUCAGAAGGGAAGGCAAUGAUUUGCAUACAACAGUCACUAUUACUCUGGUUCAAGCCCUUGUUGGUUUUGAGAAGACCAUUAAACACCUUGACGAACAUUUGGUGGAUAUUAGUUGCAAGGGUAUCACUAAGCCGAAGGAAGUACGAAAAUUUAAAGGCGAAGAGGACCAGAAGACAAAGAUCAAGGAAGCACUAGGCUAG